CUUGGCCGGGAGGCGUGCAUGCCCCUGCAGCCCGCGGCGUUCAUCAGCAGCAUGCUCUAUUUCCAGAUGGUGAUCAUGGCAGGGACGGUGAUGUUGGCGUACUACUUCGAAUACACGGACACGUUCACUGUGAACGUGCAGGGAUUCUUCUGCCACGACAGCGCCUACCGCAAGCCCUAUCCGGGCCCAGAGGACAGCAGCGCCGUGCCCCCUGUACUCCUCUACUCGCUGGCUGCUGGCGUCCCGGUGCUCGUGAUAAUAGUUGGAGAAACGGCCGUGUUUUGCCUACAGUUAGCAACAAGGGAUUUUGAAAACCAGGAAAAAACUAUUUUAACUGGAGACUGUUGCUAUGUAAACCCACUGGUACGCCGAACUGUCCGAUUUCUUGGAAUUUAUACGUUUGGACUGUUUGCUACAGAUAUCUUUGUAAAUGCUGGACAAGUGGUCACAGGCAACCUGGCUCCACACUUUCUGGCCUUGUGUAAGCCCAAUUACACAGCUCUUGGGUGUCAACAGUACACACAGUUCAUCAGUGGGGAGGAAGCGUGCACAGGCAACCCAGAUCUCAUCAUGCGAGCAAGGAAAACCUUCCCAUCCAAAGAAGCUGCCCUCAGCGUCUAUGCUGCCAUGUAUCUGACGAUGUACAUUACGAACACUAUCAAAGCCAAAGGCACCAGACUUGCUAAGCCUGUUCUAUGCUUGGGAUUAAUGUGUUUGGCCUUUCUUACUGGACUCAACAGAGUAGCAGAAUAUCGAAAUCAUUGGUCUGAUGUGAUAGCGGGCUUUCUAGUUGGGAUAUCUAUAGCAGUAUUUCUGGUUGUAUGCGUGGUAAAUAAUUUCAAAGGAAGACAACCAGAAAAUGGGCACAUGCACAGGGACAGUGUGGCCCGGAUGCCGAUGAUCAACAUUCCUCGAGUAGAAAGCCCUUUGGAAAAAGUAGCAUCUGUGCAGAACCACAUCACUGCCUUUGCGGAAGUCACAUGAUAUUGAAGCAGAUGGUUUUUCCCUGCACUGGACGUCAUCCCUCUUUACCAUCCAUUCAUAAGAAGGUUUAUUUGAUUACACAGAAAUUUAUAAAGUUGUCUGAGACUUUUUAUAAAUUUAAAACUUAAUACCACCCUCUCUGCUCCACCCCCCUGGUCCCCCACUAGACUGUGAGCUCCUCAAGAGCAGGACCAUGGCUUUCUUUCCUGUAUCCCCAACACCUACCACCUAGCACAAAGUGUGGGUGUUCAGUACAAACAUGAUGACAAAAAAUGAACAAAUUUAAUUCUUCAAUAAAAUAGUCGCUUUAGUUUCUCAAAAGAAUCUCUGUGGCUAUGUGAAAAGAAAUCUCCAUGUGGUUUAUAUUUGUAUAAAAGAGAAACCCUCUAUUUUGGACUCAUUAAGCCUUUUUAAUUUUUCAUAUCUCUAUUCAACAGUACAGCAUAUUUAAUUUGAAGUUAAUUUUGAAAGUCACGGGGGCUUUUUUAUUAUGCAGCAUGACUUUUUCCCCAUUCUAACAGAUUUCAGCGUGUGAAAUCAUUUUACUUUUAGAAAGUAUGUCCUAUACUAAAUUGUUUGCUCAUUAUAUUAUUCUGUAUUUCACUUAAAAUACCAUUCAUACUACACAUUCUAAGACUGGUGCUUCUGCUUUUAAAGGGGAAAUUGCCAAUUUUUAUUGUCACUAAGUAAUGUAUCAUAAUUAAAAUUAUUUAUUUGGACUUUUUCUUUGACACUUGUGAUUUAAUGGUUGAGUUGCAGUUUCUGAAAUGCAGCGGAUAUUUGGAAUAGAUUAAGGCAAACCAGCCAUGAUACCAUAUUAUUGAGUAACUUUCCAUCAUUAACAGUGUCUCAAGAUUGGCUGUAGUCCAGUCAUAAGCUUUCUUACUGAUCAAGAAUUCAAAUAAUUUAAGUGGGAACGAACCACAUCUUACCAUACAAUUACAUAGAUGCUAGAAAUAGGAUUAAUGUAUUUUUGUAAUUGUCUAAUAAUUUAGUUAAUAUGUAUUUAUAUUUACUUUAUCAUUUGAUCCUCACAGUAAUCCUGUACAAAUAUUGAAAGAUGGCUUUAUUUACACACAAGAAAAAUGAAGCCAAGACCGAUCCGAUAACAUGCCCAAUCCCAUACCUCUAAUCAAGCAGAGAGAAAAAAAUCUGAAAUUCGGAAUUACCCUGGAUUUGCAUUUUUCCCCUUAAAUAUGCCACAACUGCCUCAACAUUCAAGACAUUGAGGCCUUAUGAGGCCAUAAGAGUCCUGAUAAACUACCUAUGUUUAAAAAAAUAAAGAAAUGCCGAGAUAGAGUUACAGAAAGUCUGCAGUAUUUUAAAUGUUUACCUUAUAUGAAUGAACAUAAACACAUUUUUCAAACACAGAGCUAUCUAGGGUUCUAUUCAUAAUUCCAGUGUCUGGAUGUGAGGCUCUUUGUAAAAGGGAAGCCCAAAUCCAGUGUCUUCAUUCUGUACCUCAGCUGCCAUUCAGGAAAGAGGCCAGGGGACCAACUUUACAGUAUCCACGUGGAACUAAAAAAAAAAAAAAAAAGAAUAUAAGGGGAAUCAAGCAAAGAGUCACUUGGCAUCUCUAAAGCUAACCCAAGAUGCUUUGACUUAUAUGUGUGAAAACUGAUUUUAAAAAAAAAUCUUUCUAGUCUUGAAAAAUAGUUGAAAGUAAACAAUUGAUUUACCCUCUAAUCAGUAAAUAAUUAAAACCAACGACUUGUCCGUUACUUACAAAUGGAUUUCAUUUGUCAAAUUCCAAUCCUGCAGGAGUCAAAACACUUCCACUAAGAGCCAAAUAAAGAAAUUCCCUUUUUAUAAAAAUUGAAAUCUCUACAGCAAUUCAAUUCUUUUGGCAAUUUAGAACAAGCUUUUGUGUCUUGACCUUUUAAAGGCAUUGUUUUAGAAAGCAUUAGAAAUGGGCAGUUCGGUUCCGCAAUAAAGGGUAUGAGCAUAAUACCAAGCAAAGGUCGGGUGGCUAGUUGGGCUUCUACUGUUGUUUAAUUCUGGUGGUACUACACCCACUUUAGAAGGACCCAAGAAAGAAUGGUUUUCCCCUUGGAAACUAUUAUAUAAAAAUGUCAAGGUCAGUGAAGAUUUUUUUGCACCUUCCUAAACCUGGUCACUCUAAAAGAGUUAUGAAUUAAAGAACGAAACAGUAUCAGAGUGAAAAUCACUCCUACUAUUUAAGCAUCAAGAAGGUUGUGCAAUUAUGAAAUCCAGGAAAAAUUAAAGUUGAGUGAGAAUAAACCAAACCCAGCAAAGAUUACUUAACCAUGAUGCUAUUACUGAGAAUAAUGAAAAACAUAUUUGAGAAAAACGUUAAAACCAUGACAACAGCUGGUGUUCGGUGGUGCAGCAUUUGCUGAGCAUGCACAGGCCCUGGGUUCAAUCCCCAGGACUUGUAAAAGAAAGCACUAAUCUCGAUAUAUACAUAUGUACAUACAUAGUCUCGUAAAAGCAGGCAAUCCCAUACAUUGCCGAUAGAGACCCUCAUUUUUAUUCCUCUUCCUUGGGGCCCAGGUCAGUGUAAAUUGUUCCAACUGAAAACUUCAGUAGCCUCUGUUUGCAUGGCAGAAAUUCCGCACAAAUCUUAUCUGAUGCCUAAGGUAACUUAAAAGGGUCUUUUAUGUUAAAAGAGAAGUGAACCUUCUUUGACAGACUUUGUCUAUUCAACUUCUAACUGGGCCUCUCUUUUUCUCAGGAUCUAUCCUAGCCAAAUAUCUUGGUUACAUUUUCCAUAGCUUCCUUUGUGAGAAAACAGUGGGGGAGGAAAUAAUUCUCUGCUGUGUAUUGUAUUUUUCAAAUAAAAAUUUAAAAAUUAAAUUAAAAAAAUGAAUUUCCUUUUCCUCAUGGAUUGGUCUUUAUUGGGGUAGAGGAAUAAAGAGUGAUCACUAAUGUGCAUAGAGUUAAGAGUUUUCAUAUUGGCUGGAGAGUGUUUA
Microtus ochrogaster (prairie vole) is the source of this 3917-nucleotide messenger RNA. It is a transcript of the gene Plppr5, whose product is annotated as phospholipid phosphatase related 5. Gene Ontology annotation, molecular function: phosphatidate phosphatase activity. Lineage: Eukaryota; Metazoa; Chordata; Mammalia; Rodentia; Cricetidae. The record is from RefSeq and is a predicted model, not a curated record. Gene Ontology annotation, cellular component: plasma membrane. Gene Ontology annotation, biological process: phospholipid metabolic process; signal transduction; phospholipid dephosphorylation.